Messenger RNA from Chara braunii, 1094 nucleotides. The record is from the annotation of a GenBank genome assembly. Lineage: Eukaryota; Viridiplantae; Streptophyta; Charophyceae; Charales; Characeae.
CUGAUUCCCCGUCACAACUCCCAGGCCCGACCGCUGACACGGCACGCGGCCGCGCUCCGGCCUUUCCAGCCAUCGCUAGGUCCCCUACGGACUCCCGCUCCUGCGAGAUCACCCUCUCCUUCUUCAUCCUCAUCCUCCUCCUCUUCCCGAUCUGCCUCGUCCAUUGGUGCUGAGAGUUUCAGGGAGCAGGAUGAACCAUCGCCAGCCGGAGCAUGAGCCCCUCGAGCAUUUUCAGACGCCGCUUGCAGAUCGCCUGUUGCGGCAUCGGUUCAAUGAGGAGAGGCAGUUGGGGUACGACAUUCAGCAGGUGAACGUGUCGGCGCCCGGGGUUGCGGAUUUGGCGGCGUACUCGUUGCUUUGCGAUUGGCUGACGUAUGCGGGGGUGUACGUGGACGUGACGCAGUUGCCUGGCCGGGAGACGACCCGAGUAUUCAUUGAGUUCCGCGCGCUCCAGGUGGCACCCAAUUUCGUGCACAUCUUCGCCACCUUCAUCGGAGACUUGACGAUCCUACCGCAGCCGAAUCGGGAGCCGGCGCGCAGCUUUGUGCGCGAAUACGCGAUGAUCGCGAGCGAGGAGGAGGAGAUCCAACCGCGAUUGCGGACGGCGACGACCCCACGGAGAACGUACAACGCGGUCAUCAUCCCGGAUUACAUUGAGCAGCGCGCGGAGAGAUUGGAGGACUUCCCGGAGGAAAGGCCGUUGCGGCCUCCCUCGUCGUAUCCCCGACCGACACCGAAGGCCCCCAAGAAGACGCCGAAGAGGAAGAGACGCCACCCAUCGCCAGGGGCGCAAGGCAGCAGGAUCGGCGGCGACGAGGAGGUGAUUCAGUCCGCACAUCCGCGGAAUCCGGACGCCGUGCCUGGGAGUGCGGCGACGCUUGUUAAGGAGGCUGUCGUGCCAUCGCCGCCCGUUCCGCGUGUGCCCGAUCUCAACCUUGAUGGAGCCGGGCCAUCAUCAGCAGCAGCAGCCGGAGGAGGAAGCCGAAUGGGAUUACCGGAUCCCAUAUCCUGACCCCCCGUCCUCGUGGGACCUCUACGUUCCCGCCAGCCACCGCGGGGUGCCCCGGUCAUUGACAUUAGUAGUUCAUCCGAGU